CUGAAUUUCACAUGAAAUGUUGCUGGAAUACGUAAUGAUGCUGCUUGUGUUCGGAUUAACCACAACCGUUGAGCGUAGCCACAUCGAAGCGCUGGCAUUUCAGGGUACAACGAGACAUCCGCCACAUCAUCAUUACACGCCGCCACCGUCAACUGUUCACCACCUACCACAGCAAAUUUUAGAAUCAAUGUCACUAGCAGCCCAGCUGCCAUCCUCCUCAUCGCUCUCGUCGUCAGCGUUAUCAUCAUCAUCAUCGGCAUCCACAUCGUUGGCAUCAUACUCACAGCUUGAACUCUCCAACGCUAUUGUGGAGAGUUUCGAAGGUGUCGGAAGUAGCAGUGAACCGCAAUUUGAGAAUACCACCGAACGCGAAGUGAUUGCAGCUGUCGGCACAACAGCUCGGUUGCAUUGUCGUGUGCGGAAUCUUGGCGAUCGCGCCGUCUCGUGGAUACGUAAACGCGAUCUGCACAUUCUCACCAUCGGCAUUAUGACGUAUACGAAUGACCAGCGUUUUUUGGCGCGACACAUUGACAACUCGGACGAGUGGGUGUUGAAGGUGGUGUCGGUGCAGCCGCGUGAUGCUGGCAUUUAUGAGUGUCAGGUGUCGACAGAGCCGAAAAUCAGUCAAGCGUACAAGCUGAUGGUUGUGACAUCAAAAGCGCAAAUCCUCUCGAAUCGCGAACUCUUUAUACAAAGUGGCAGCGACAUUAAUUUGACGUGCAUCGCACCGCAAGCGCCCGGGCCCUACACGCAUAUGAUGUGGUACAAGGACAGCGAAUUAAUUAACGAUUCAACGCGCGGCGGCAUACGCGUCGUAUCGGAGCAGCAGAUGAAGAUGAGCAAUUUGGUGAUAUCGCGCGUGCUGCACCGGGAUUCGGGGAAUUACACAUGCUCGGCAGAUAAUUCAAAUUCCGACAGCGUAUUUGUGCAUAUCAUCAAGAGUGAGCAGCAUGCGGCCAUGCAACAUGAACUUGCCACACGCAUGCAGACGCCGCGCCUGCUGCUGGUACUACUGACGUUUUUCUAUUUAUUCGAAUGUUCAACCAAAUGAGAGCGGCCAUUGCGAACACAAAUGCUGAAGCGCUAAGAAUCACUGUAAUUUAAGAUAAGAAAUUAGCAACAAAAACACAAUAAAACAAUUACAUUUAUGGAGCAAAAAAUUAAGUCAUAGAAAUAUUAGAAAUAAAUUUUACAUUAGCAACAGCAUAGCUGUUCAUUGCGCCUUUGCCGUUGAGAAGCCAACGAGGAGGUGAGGAGGUUCGCAUUUGAAGACAGCUACUUCACCCCCUUAGUCAGCGCCAUGUACGCCUUCGGGUUCUUGUAAAAAAAUAAAAAAAUCCAAAAACAACUACGCAACUGUGUUCGAUUGUUCGGCGAAGGAAUGGCGUAUGUGCUGCCGCUGCCGCUGCUGCUGCUGCUGCUCAAUUUUUGCAACUUUGCAUGCACAAGAGACUUGAUAAUUGUUAGAUUUCCUGGUAAAAUAUUA
Molecule: messenger RNA, 1486 nt
Organism: Anastrepha obliqua
Lineage: Eukaryota; Metazoa; Arthropoda; Insecta; Diptera; Tephritidae
Product: hemicentin-2-like
Exons: 6
Coding region: 17-1051 (344 amino acids)
Biological process (GO): synapse organization
Cellular component (GO): neuron projection membrane
Source: RefSeq, a predicted model, not a curated record